AUGAAUUAGAAAUAAGAGAAGAAAAUAGAUGAUAUCACUCUCUAAUGUAAUUAUUAUCCUGAAAUUAGAACUUAGAAGUAUGGCAGAAAAUGGUGCUGGAGAAUCACUUGCAGCUAGUUUAAAUUUAGAUUAAGAAGAUCUUAUUAGUAAAAUUGGUGAUUGAGUUGUAGUUUGGCCUUUAGAGCAAGUACAAAGAAACUUUAAAGAAUUUAUGAGAUCAACUUCAUAAAUAGAAAUUGAAAUGGAGAAUGCUAAGGAAAGAAUAGAUUUUCCAGCUGACAUGGAAUGGCCAACUGAAGAUGAUUUAGAAUAGAUGUUCUAAAAGUCUAUGAGCAAGUAAUCUUUAUUGUAUAAUUUAUGCAGAAUCCAAGGUCGUCAAAAUAAAAAGAAAUGGAAGGAUAAUGAGAAAUAAUUUUUAACAUGGAUUAUUAUUAGAUAUUGUUUAUGGAAAAAUAAAGUAUGUAAAGAGCUUGUAAGUCUUUUAACAUAAAUUUAGAAUGAUUAAGAUUGGAGAUACAUUGCUUAAUUGAUUGUAGGUAGAAAUGCAACUCAAUGUAAAUAUAAAUGGUUGGCUCGAUCUAAAUUUAAACUUGUUUAAGUACCUUGGAGUAAAGAAGAAGAUGAAGCUUUGGCUCAAAUUUAUAUGGAGUAUUAAAAGCAAGGUAAACACAGUAAAUGGAGUGAAAUUGCUAAAGAAAUUGCAUUGAGAUGCAAAACUUAAAUUGUUAGAUAAGGUAAAUAGUGUAGAGAAAGAUGGAUUAAUAAAUUAGAUCCAUAAAUAUCAAAGUAAAAAUUAUUUUUAUAUUUUAGAGGACCAUGGACUAAGGAGGAGGAAUUAACUUUAUUAUAAUUGAUUUUAAAAAAAGGAAAAAAGUGGUCAGAAAUAUCAAAAAUUAUGAAAAAUACACGAACAGAGAAUUCUUUAAAAAAUAGAUAUCAUACUAUUAUGAAAAAAGAAAGAAAUAAAUAACCAGAUGUUAAAGAAGAAAUUUAAUAAGAAAUUGUAGAUUUAUUAUAAUAACAUAAUCAUAACUAUUAAGCUGAUAAUUUAGUACAUUUAUAUGAAGAUAUUGAUCCAAAAGAAUUAAAAAUAAUAUUAUAAGUUAUUGAUAGAUUAAGUGAGAGUACAGGUAAAUAAAUUAGAGUAAGUACAUUAAUUACUGAUUAAUAAAUGUAAUAAGAAUAAUUAUAUGAAAAAUAAUAAAAAGUUAAGUAAGAAAGUUAGAUUGAUUAAAUUCAAUAAAAAAAUGAAGAGGCAAAUAAUAAAUAAAGAUUUCUUGAUACUAUGGAAAAAAUCAAAAUUGAUUUAGAUCAAUAAAUUAAAAAACUAGUUAAUAAAUAAGAAUUGGAUUCAAAUUGUACUAUAAAUCUACUUAAAUAAAUUUUAAAACCAUAAGGUAUCUAUUAUAAUUUAUUCAUUUAGAAAAUGAAACAAAUUAAUUGUAAUUUGAUUAAUAUUACGAUUAAAUGAUACUCAAUUUUUAGGCAAAUUAAGUAGAAUUUGAAGUUGAAGCUAUUACAAACUUAACAGCUUAAGAUGUUGAAGAUUGUUAAUUUGGUAUUGUAGAUUUUGAACAAUCCAACAUUUUUAUGAUUCCUUAAUAGUAUUUGUAAGAAGUUAUAAAUAAAGUUCAUGGUUCUUCAACUUAGGCAUAAGUGUAAUAAUAAUAAUAAAUGUUAUAACAUUAAUAACAAUAAUAAUAAUAAUAACAAUAAUAAUAAUAAUAACAAUAAUCCUAAAUAUAACAAUCAUAAAUUUAAUAAUAAUAGUAAUAAUAAUAAAGAUUAAAUAUUUCAUCAUCACUUAGAUAAUCAAUACCUUAAUCAUAAUAAGCUUAACCUCUUUAAACAUCUUAACUAUUUUUAGGAGAUUAAUUUAAUCUUGUCAAUAGUCAAUAUGAUUUUGAAAAUCAAUAAUAAUACUAAUAAUAAAUUCCUGUUUAAAUUCUCUAUCCAUAGAUCAUUUAUUAACCUAUAGGCUAAUCUAUAAAUCUAUCAUAAGGUCUAUAAUAAAAUUAUUGGAUGUAACAAUCUUAUUAUCAACCUUAAUAUUAUAUGAAAGCAUAAGAAUAGUAAUAUAACAAAUCAAAUCAAGAAGAACCAAAAUGA
Paramecium pentaurelia is the source of this 2109-nucleotide messenger RNA. Lineage: Eukaryota; Ciliophora; Oligohymenophorea; Peniculida; Parameciidae. The record is from the annotation of a GenBank genome assembly.